Messenger RNA from Trichobilharzia regenti, 1050 nucleotides. Lineage: Eukaryota; Metazoa; Platyhelminthes; Trematoda; Strigeidida; Schistosomatidae. The record is from the annotation of a GenBank genome assembly.
AUGAGUGAAACACAAUUAUUGAAUUCUACAAGUGAUACUAAUCCUGACUACACAUCUUCACAAAUAAGCACAAGCUGGUCACACUUACCUGUUAAAUUUAUUUGCUGUGAUGCAGAUCAAGAAGAGUUAGAUGAUCCAGCAUCGCCUGUUGAAGGAGGAUCUAGAGGUGAUGAAUCGGCUCAUGAACAUGUACGUAAUCAGUUUGGAAGUGAUACCAGUCAACCGUUAAGGGGAACAAGUUCACUUGGUUUAAAUGGUGUCAAAAGUAAUUUGAGGAAUUCACUUGCAUCUAUACCGAAUCAUCUAUCUGUAGAAUACAGUAAUAAUCGACAGUCGAAUAGUACGAAGUCAGUAUCUCCAGAUUGUAGUACAACAAGUUUACUGCGUACCUCAAAAACAAGUACAUCUAUGUUGACAAUGGACACCAGUAAACAGCACACCAGUAAUACUAAUGUUGUUGUUGUUGGUAAUGAUGUUGAUGGUGUUAUCGAUAAAAUUCCAUCAAUCGGUGUAAGAUCAAAUUCGAAUAUAACUAUUUCAUCAUGGUCAACAGUACAAAGUCGUCAUCAUAUUGACAAAUCAAGUCCUAGACAAUUAUCUAAUCAAAAUGUUUUCAAAUCAAGUACUCGAGCUUCAUCAAAACGUCUUGCAAAUUUAUAUAAUUCAUUAACUCCAUCAUAUCGAUCUAAACUGGAUCAAUUUCGACGUAUUUUUCGUGGUACUCCUGUCGACACUGAUCGUUUACUUGUUGAUUAUUCGUGUGCAUUAUCUAAGAAUAAUAAUGGUCUGUUACUUCAAGGUCGAAUGUAUAUCACUGAGACAUGGGUAUGCUUUUACUCGAAAAUACUCUAUGAACAAAAGUUGGAGAGCCAUUGAGGAAAAAAAACCAUCAGGGAGUAUUGAACGAACAGCUGUUUCGUUGGCAUCUUCCGGGACUGAUAGCCAGGAUGCAUUCACCGCUAGGAUUCGAACCCUCUGACAAGGCGAGCUCGUAGACUAUUCAACCAAAGGGACGUGAUUCAUUGUUCAGCCCAUGAAUUCUAACUUCUG